Durio zibethinus is the source of this 1701-nucleotide messenger RNA. RefSeq names its product non-functional pseudokinase ZED1-like. The record is from RefSeq and is a predicted model, not a curated record. Lineage: Eukaryota; Viridiplantae; Streptophyta; Magnoliopsida; Malvales; Malvaceae. Gene Ontology annotation, biological process: cell surface receptor signaling pathway; protein phosphorylation. Gene Ontology annotation, cellular component: plasma membrane. Gene Ontology annotation, molecular function: protein serine/threonine kinase activity; ATP binding.
UGAAGAAGGGCUACCUAGUUGGUGAGAGUAAGAAAAGGGGUAAUUCAUGAUUGACUUGUCUUUUCUUUUUGAUAUUCAAUAGACUUGGACUAUACCUUUAAAAAAAACCUUGACCGGCAACAAUUCUUCAAGUUCAACUUGGUUUUACCUGCUACAGAUCAUUUCACUGAAUUGUAAAUCACUUUGCAAGAUCCCAUCUAUUCGCAGAGACCAAUCUUUUAGAGGUAGGAUGACUAUGUGUUUCAGGAUUAGGGCUACGUUGAAAUCAAAAGAAGAGAAAGCAUUCAUAAGGAAUGGAAGCAUAUUAUUACAGCAGCUCAUUGCCUUUUGUAAUGGUAAAUGUAAUCCUAUUUGUGGCUUCUCUGCCAAGGAGCUCAAGAGAGCAACAAAUAACUAUGACCUGAGACAACUUUUACAUGAGAAUGGAUUUUACAAGUUCUACAAAGGUUUUCUGAGAGACCAACCUGUGCUCAUUAAGAAGUUUAAAGGCAACUUUCAACGAAGCGAAGUUGUGUUCAAUGAGAUCGUGAUUGCAUCACUGAUGAGUAUCCAUAAGAAUGUGUUGAAAUUACUGGGAUGCUGCUUAGAGACUAAAGUUCCUACUUUAGUAUUCGAAUUUGCGGAGAGAGGAAAUCUUGAUGAUCAAAUUUCUAGUAAGAACAAUAAUUGUCAUGUUCAGCCUUUAUCGUGGGGAUGUAGAUUAAAAAUUGCAAUGGACAUUGCCAAUGUGGUAACUUAUCUCCACAAUUCAUUCCGCAGGCCUAUUGUCCAUAGAAAUAUCCACUGCUUAAAUAUACACCUGAGUGAACAUUGUACUGCCAAACUAUCAGAUUUCUCAGUGUGUUAUGCAGUUUCUGAUGAUGAAAUGGAUAUGAAAGAUGGAAUGGAAGGAAUAAUGGGACUUUCUACAGCUGAGUAUAUGGCUAAGCAGGAUGUUUGCUCUUUUGGUAUUGUUCUGCUAAUACUUUUGACAGGACAAAAAGAAAUCUGCAACGACCAUCUUGAAAACAAUAAAAGAAUCUAUUUAGCAGAUUAUGUGAAAAAAUAUGUACAUAACAAUAACUUCAAUGACAUUUUGGAUCCAAUGAUUUUCAGAGAGGAGAUGUUGGAGGAGAAAGAGCGGCAAGUAGAAGCUUUUAAAGUACUUGCCAUGAACUGCAUUUGUGAAUCACCAGGAGAUAGGCCAACAAUAACUGAUGUGGCAAAGGAGCUCAGGCGGAUCUAUCAAAUGCAGAGAUUCAAGUUCUCCCACAAUAUAGACUAGUCUAGAACUUGAGAUUUAUGUGUUGUUGGGGAAUUUGUUAAGCCCUGUUAAAGGCUUAUGUUUAGUUUGUUUAGUGUUCAAGGCAUAGUUUAAUUAAUAAAAACUCAAUAUUCAUGUUAUUAAAUUGCUAAUGUGUACAAGAAAUCUGAUUAAUAAAAAUCUGUUUGAGUCCAGAGAUAACAAGUUUCGGCAGAGAAGCAUGAGAAACCUGCCAUGUCAAUCAAAUACUGGAUUCAUGGUUGAAGUUGUCAUCUGAUUGAAUGAAGAAUAUAGCAGAGUUCAUUGUGCAUUUAUUUGCAUUCCCAUAUCCUCCAAAAUAUAGAUGAAGAAAUCUAAUUCCUCUAGGUCUUUGGGCAUUUCAAUCUGGGACAGAAAUUCGGUUGUGUCCGCUUAUUUUGUCUCAGAAAAACCCAUCAAUAUGCCUGCAACCAUCUGUU